This is a messenger RNA of Vairimorpha ceranae, 849 nucleotides long. RefSeq names its product proteasome subunit beta type-1. The coding region runs from base 1 to 849 and encodes 282 amino acids. The transcript has a single exon. Lineage: Eukaryota; Fungi; Microsporidia; Nosematidae. The record is from RefSeq and is a predicted model, not a curated record. Gene Ontology annotation, cellular component: proteasome core complex.
AUGAUUUUCUUGGAAGCCUCUUCAAAAAAUAUUCUAAAGGAAAUUAACAAUACUGAGACAUCUAAAGAUGUAAACGUAUUAGAUGUAGAAACCUUAAAAAUUGAUACUACUGUAUCUUUAAGCUUUGAUAUAGACACUGAGGAAAGUACAUCUACUGUUUUUAAAGACUACAAAUCUUUUACUGAUUCUGUGGAAGGUAAAGUAACAAAACAAAAGGAGCCACAAUUCAAUCCAUACGAAGAUAAUUCAGGAACAGCUGUAGCUAUAAAACUUAAUGAUCUUAUUAUAGUAGCCGCUGAUACACGACACUGCUCUGAAAUGGGUAUUUAUAGUAGAAAUACACCUAAAAUAUACUAUAUCGGAGAUUAUUUAGUAACUAUUACAGGUUUUUAUGCUGAUGGGAUAGAAUUAAUUAAUAUACUAAAAUAUCAAGUACUUCUUUAUGAGUCAUUUAAUAAAAUAUCAAUUCAUAGUCUUGCUAAUCUGGCUAGUAAAGUUAUGUACUCUAAGAGGCUGUUCCCUUACUACUCAUAUGUGACUUUAAGUGGAUUCUGUGAUGGUGAACCAUUUGUAUAUUCAUUUGAUUGUUUGGGGCACUUUGAAAAAGUUAGUACAGUCUGUAAUGGAAGUGGUGCUUCUUUUAUACAGCCUUUAUUGGAUUCACUAAUCGAAAAAAAGAACUGGAUAGGAGAAAGUCCUGUAGUUGAUGAAGAAUACACUAAAAGUGUAGUGAGAAAAGCCUUUGAUGCUGCAUCUGAACGAGACGUAAAAACAGGAGAUUAUCUUGAGAUGUACGUUGUGCGUGAAAAUGGUGCAGUUAAAAGUGUUGAAAAAUUGAGACAGGAUUAA